Aureobasidium pullulans EXF-150 is the source of this 3141-nucleotide messenger RNA. RefSeq lists its product as uncharacterized. Gene Ontology annotation, cellular component: cytoplasm. The coding region runs from base 1 to 3141 and encodes 1046 amino acids. Gene Ontology annotation, biological process: regulation of GTPase activity. NCBI's taxonomy places the organism in Eukaryota, Fungi, Ascomycota, Dothideomycetes, Dothideales, Saccotheciaceae. Gene Ontology annotation, molecular function: guanyl-nucleotide exchange factor activity. The record is from RefSeq and is a predicted model, not a curated record. The transcript has 6 exons.
AUGGCUUACGUCCUCUCUCUUAUGCCCCAGAGUCCGCUGGGGACACCUUACGAUCAACGAAGUUAUGAAAGAUCAUGGUCAUCAUUGGGCAGUACCGGUACCGUCCAUCGUCGUCGUUCGAGACAGUUGUCGGUCGGUUCUCUGGCAUCUGCAGCUUCGCUAUACAACACACCGUGGCGCUCGGCUUCGAACCAUGGCACGCCGCUACGAUCAACUUCCUACUCAGAUCUCGAGAAGGGCACAACCCCUGCAGCUCUCAGCCCUCCAAUUAUUGCAAGCAAUAUAUCUCGUUCUCUCAGCGUCCCACCUGCCGUACCGCAACUCGUGACCACUGCUACCACACCCCUGCCGUCUCCGGUCGAAUCGGAUCCUCUUCUCGCUACACCGGCUAAGAGGACCGAAUACUCUGCUUUGGACCUCGUCGACGAAGAAAGAGCUGAUUGGGACGAAGAAGACCAUGCUCUGCUCGAAUCCGAGACGUACGAUAGCUCUGCUCCACAUCUUGAGCCUCCGGUAACCUUUGACUGUGUCGAAACUUCAUCAUCGUCGCUUCACCAACCUUUCUCGAGAUGGAUGAAUACCCUGAGAAUGAAGAAAGCGGCUUACAAAAGACAUAUCCGACCGAAACUUGACGCCCUCAUGAUCACUCACGCAAGCCAAUCUGUUGUCACCUCGCCGGAUCCCUCUAUUAGAGGUCAUCGUAAGUCAGGGUCUUGGACUUCGUCUGUCAACUUCAUCACCGCCGUCAAGUCAGCCACCAUGACGGUUGCUAGUGCAAGUAUUGCUCCUUUGUCGAGGUCGGCCAGCAAGAGGUCUAGUCAUCCCAGGCUGUACCGUGGGAGCAGUGGCUUGUUCGAUUCCGAGCCUCGCUUUUCGACAGAGAGCGGUCGCCCUUCGUUGAGCCUCAUUAUCGACGAUGCCGCCCGCCAGAGAGCAAAGAAACGUCGCGAGAAGAUUGAAGAAUUGAUCAAGACCGAGGAGAGCUAUCUUUCUGACCUCAAGGCUUUGAGCAACGCAUACUUUACGUUCUUGCCUCCAACCUCGCCCUUUCCCUCGGUACAAGUUCGUGCUUCGGCCCGAAGUAACAUCACCAACAUGCUCCAAUUACACACCGAAUUACUGGAAGACCUCCACCGCGUUGUCCCAUUCUCAGAACACGAUCAAACCAUUACCGAUGAUUCAACACCAAAGCGCAAGCCCCUUCAUGUCCGCUGGCACAGCGAGGAUUCUAUCCCUGUCCGACGACCUCCUUUGGGCACCAGUCAUACCGGGUGGUCGAACCGCUAUUCACUGGACUCCCACAGAGCUCCGAGCCAGGAGCCGCUGUCUCUUACGUGUACGCCAGCUACAGCUGCCGACAUUGGUCGCAUCUUUGCAAAGAAUAUCAAGCGGUUCGCCCUCUAUGAAGAGUACAGCGCAAGGUGCGAGUCGAUGCACGAUGAUAUCGACUUUACGCAGAGGACAUCUUUCUCUGUCUGGGACUAUGACAAAGCUAUCGAGACGCUGUCUGCUUCUGUGAAUCCCAUCAAGAGCCGAGAGGCAAAUCGCAGGAAGGCACUCAGCAUCAAAGACCUGCUCAUCAAGCCUAUCCAGAGAAUUACUCGUUACGAGUUGCUCUUCAAGGACCUCUGCAGACUCACACCUUCAUGUGAUGACCCUACUUCUCACGCAGUUCUGGACGAUGUCCUGUACCGUCUCGGAGAGACCUGUCGUAAUGUAGAUGAGUCGAGGGACAAUCCAGACAAGCUUCGGCUGAUGGAAAACUCCUGGAUUCUCCAAGAUCGCCUUUGCUUCUCUGACAAACUUCCACGCGAGCUUUUGUUCCAGCGCCUUGGCCGUUUAUCUCUCUGCGGUACAUUGUAUGUUGCCUACCGAAACAAGACGAAGUUCCAUGGAUGUUACAUGAUCUGUGUCUUAUACGAGUCAUGCCUUCUACUCGCUCUGGCAGAUCGAAAUUCCUCAAAGUACAAGGUUGUCGUCGGCACUUCCUUGGCGUCAACGAGCAUCGAGGAGAGCGAUAAUGGAAAAGGACUUCAAUGUCAUACGGCACCAUUUACCUGGAAGGUUGUCUUCGAAAGUGGCGGUAAAAUGUACGAGCUGAUCCUGGGAGCUUGCUCCGAGGCGGAAGAGAGCGUUUGGCGAGACCGUCUUGCUGGAAGAAUCGCUGUCGAGGCACAGCACGUUGCCGAAGGUCACAUUGUCCCGAUCGAUCUUCAAUCUCCGCUCACACGAGAGCUUCGGAGCAUUGGCAAAGCAUAUGGCAAGGCUAGAGGCUUUGUUCGCCGGCUCUCAAUCCAGCGUACGGCUACACUGGGACCGAUGAUAGACAGCAACCAAGUCAUCAUCAUGCACACUUCAGCCCCGAAAGACGACAUGACUAACGCUUCGACCUCUUCGUUGCCAGGACGGUCCAAGUCGCUUCCAACCACCAGUGGUGUACCUAUUUUGGCACCCAUGCGGGCAGAACGCAUCAAGGUCGAGACAGCGAUGUAUGAUGUGUGGACAAAGGAUUCAAUUCCUUACCCAGGCAUGGGUUCAAGACGUACCGAGAACAUAUUCAAGGACACUGCCAACGAUUUGCUCCGCAAGCUGAGCAUGGCGAGCAUCGCAAGCAAUUUCUCCAGACGAUCAAUGAGCUAUACCAGUGUCCACAACAGCCAUGCACCGACCGAGAAGCUCGUCAAAGCUAAGCCAAUACAACGACCUGACGCAGUCAAGCCGAAGCGUCCACCUCUUGUAAACUUCCAAAAUGCGCCGGACGCAUUCCUUCCUGAGGAUUUCGAGCUACAAGGACCAGAUUCGAAGCGUAGUCGUCGACUCGGACUGCGUACGUUGACAAUGACAGACCGACCGCGUUCACCAUUCUUCUUCUCGGAGAACAAAGCACCGGAGCUCAAACGAGCCAAGAGUACGACACAGGCGCGUGCACCAACGGAUGGCGAGGUCAAAGCUGAAACGGUGGAUGAAUCGGGCAGGAAGGACAGCUUGCAAGUUUUGCAGAGCAAGGCUGGCAACACAGUGGCAGGCGCGGCGAGAAACGAAGCAAAAGCGGUGGAAACAGAUGCGACGAGGAAGAAGAGACCAAGACUCUUGAGGUAUCUGACCAGCAAGUCUCGGGUUGGUGACGAACGAGUGGGAUGA